CUGACUCGCGACUGAUGAUGAUUUUCUCAAAGAGCCUCGCGAUCGGGAAGGACGCACUGUCCCCCCAUACUUAUCAGUCUGAACACUUGCAAAUAUAUAUAGGAAUUAACUUUUUUCCUUUGCUCACACAGACGGGCACGUAGUGGCGGUUAGGAGAUGGUUUUGCAGCAUUCGCCCAGCUAGCGACGAGCGUUUGUUCUUUGAUAACAUCAGCGAGCUGCAGUCCCUGUAUACUGAACUGACUUCUGACAACAAUAAACACACGCAUCACAAAGACACGGGUACUCAAGUUGAAUAUGGACUACGAAAGACCCAACGUAGAGACCAUCAAGUGUGUUGUUGUUGGAGACAAUGCCGUGGGGAAGACUCGCCUUAUUUGUGCCCGGGCCUGCAACACUACUCUGACCCAGUACCAACUGUUGGCCACCCAUGUACCCACCGUCUGGGCCAUCGACCAGUACAGAGUCUGUCAAGAGGUCUUAGAACGUUCCAGAGACGUUGUGGAUGAUGUAAGUGUGUCCCUCCGGCUAUGGGACACCUUUGGAGAUCAUCACAAAGACAGACGCUUCGCCUAUGGGAGGUCUGACGUCGUGGUUCUCUGCUUUUCCAUCGCCAAUCCCAACUCCCUACACCAUGUUAAAACCAUGUGGUACCUCGAGAUCAAGCACUUCUGUCCACGCACACCUGUCAUCUUGGUCGGUUGCCAGUUGGACUUGCGCUACGCUGACCUGGAAGCAGUCAAUCGAGCUAGGCGACCAUUAUCAAGACCAAUUAAACCAGGAGAUAUUUUGCCUCCAGAGAGUGGAAGGGAGGUUGCCAAAGAGCUUGGCAUCCCAUACUAUGAGACAAGCGUUUUCGACCAGUUUGGCAUCAAGGAUAUCUUUGAUAAUGCCAUCCGAGCUGCCCUCAUCUCCAGACGUCACCUACAAUUCUGGAAGUCCCACCUGAGGAAGGUCCAAAAGCCACUGCUACAGGCACCAUUUUUGCCACCCAAAGCCCCUCCACCACUUAUUAAGAUCCCAGAGUGCCCAACCAAAAACAGGGAUGGUCCGAGGCAGCUUCUUGAGAGCCCCCUGUGCGUUGAUGUUAUGUUUGUCAUUCAGGAACACAUCCAAUUGUUCGCCCACAGGAUCUACCUGUCUACCUCAUCCUCCAAAUUCUUCGACCUCUUUCAGAUGGACUUCUCCGAUGAGUCCCAGUGCGUGGUGGUAACUGAGCGUCACGGGCGGGAUCAACUGAUGCGCACACUAAGCCUGGACACAGAAGAAGACGUCACCAUUCUCCCAAAUCUUUCGCCUUGCUCGCUCAGGGCAUCCAAGAGUGAUGGAACCCUCAAGAUGAUGAGUUUUAGUGGAAUGAACUGGUGCACCAAGCUGUCCCUGGCCUCUUGGAGCAAGGCCUUCCAUAGCAUCCACAUGGAGAACGUGAUCAACCCGGUCACGGGUGCGCCAGCUCUAAUGACUAUCGUCAAGAUGGAUCAUUCCAUCCACCACGGACCUUUCAGCGCUGUCCUACGCUUCCUCUACACUGGUGAGCUGGAUGAGAAGGAGAAGGACCUGAUGAAAAUCGCCCAGAUUGCAGAGAUCCUAGAAGUGUUUGAUCUUAGGAUGAUGGUGGAGAACAUCAUGAACAAUGAAAGCUUCAUGAAUCAAGAGAUCACAAAAGCAUUCCAUGUGAGAAAGGCCAACCGAAUCAAAGAGUGUCUCACCAAGAAUAACUUCACAGAUGUGGUGUUCAGGUUGGAUGAUGGCACCAUUAAUGCCCACAAACCACUGCUGAUCUCUAGCUGUGACUGGAUGGCUGCCUUAUUUGGGGGCUCUUUCAUGGAGAGUGCAAAUGACGAGGUCUCAUUCCCCAACACCAGCAAGGUAUGUAUGCAGGCAGUGCUGGAGUAUCUCUACACCAAUCAGCUAUCGCCCAUGGCAGACCUGGACCCAAUGGAGCUAAUCGCCCUGGCCAACAGACUGUGCCUUCCACGGCUCAUCGCCCUGACAGAGCAAUACGCUGUGAGCGAGUUAUUAAAAGCAUCUAAAGAUGGACAGGAUAUCGAUGGAGAGGUACUCACCUAUCUAGAGCUUGCUCAGUUCCAUAAUGCUAAUCAACUUGCUGCCUGGUGUUUACACCACAUCUGCACCCAUUACAACAGGAUAUGUGCCAAUUAUCGCAAAGAGAUCAAGGCAAAAUCAGCAGCAGAAAACCAGGAAUAUUUUGAGAAGCACCGCUGGCCUCCGGUCUGGUAUCUGAAAGAGGAAGAUCACUAUCAGCGGGUGAAGAAGGAGAGAGAGAAGGAGGAUGUGGUGUUGAAUAAACAUCACUCACGAUGGCGCUGGUGUUUCUGGAGCACGUCCCCUGCUGUUGCUUGAGUCUGUAACCUCUUGUUUUAUUUUAAAAGCUCUUAUUUUCUUUUUUUCUGUUUUGCUAGGAUAAAAACAGGCCACUAUAUGAGCUUUUGGUUUGAAGCACAAUCUCAAUGUCCAAUCAAUGCUGGCCAUCAAAUCUGUGGAAGUGACGUAGGCCUAUUUUGUUAUGGUGUAGUAUUUGUUUUAAUAAUAGAACUGAGGUGUUGGACUUAGUUGUGAUCUGACUGUGUUAGAAGCAUAAGAAUUACUUAAAACACUAAGAGGAUUAGGGAGUGAUUUCUCUUUUCUUUCCUUUUUCACUUAGGUGCUAUAUAGUGUAUAUUUGCUUUAACACAUUUGAAACUGUGAAACGAAAUCAUCAAAGUGGAAAAUGCUCAUUAUGCCACUAAUUCUGAGCACAUGCAUUCAUUUGCAAAAUUUGCAAUGAACAAUUCAGAGUUCAGGCAAAUUUCGGGUAAUGUGGUAAGCUUGUUUAUUGGACAACCUGUGAGCAAAAAUUAAGAGCACUUGAGGAUUGGGCUCGCUGUAAAUUGUAAUAUAAUGGAUGUAGUUUGAUCAUUGUGAUUGUAAGAGCCUACAGCAUUUAGCCAUAAGUGUGAACAUCAGGAACAGGAAUGCAGUAGAUGGGUCAUUCCUCUUACGCAGCACAUUUUGAAAAAAAAAA
Molecule: messenger RNA, 3024 nt
Organism: Carassius carassius (crucian carp)
Lineage: Eukaryota; Metazoa; Chordata; Actinopteri; Cypriniformes; Cyprinidae
Product: rho-related BTB domain-containing protein 1-like
Exons: 10
Coding region: 297-2363 (688 amino acids)
Biological process (GO): small GTPase-mediated signal transduction; proteasome-mediated ubiquitin-dependent protein catabolic process; regulation of proteolysis
Cellular component (GO): cytoplasm
Molecular function (GO): ubiquitin protein ligase binding; GTP binding; GTPase activity
Source: RefSeq, a predicted model, not a curated record